GGGUAUACUAAACACGAUUUAUUUUGUCUUUUUUCUUUAUCACAGCUGCAAUCAACAAGACUUAGAAUGCGAUGAGCAAAAAUAGACCUCAAUUCCGAAUUCAGAGAUAGCACGCACCAGGAGAAGCCAUGGCUACUCAAUCCCCUUCACCUCAGAACCUAGGUGGUGAAAUUGAGCAAACAGAAAAUGUAGAUCAGCAUAAUAGGGGAGAAGAGCUUGGUAAACAGAGUUCAGACACAUCGGUGUUUGUGAACUCAGAGCCAUUGCGUGAGGAACAAAUUCAGAAUGCUGUGAAAUUUCUGUCACACCCGAAAGUUAGAGGUUCUCCUGUCAUCCACAGACGAUCGUUUCUGGAGAAGAAGGGCCUUACGAAGGAGGAGAUUGAUGAAGCCUUUCGGCGUGUGCCUGAUUCACCUCCAAGUGUGCAGACAGCUGGCAUAAAUCAAGAUGGACAAUUGAAGCCAUCAUCAAACAUUCAGCAGCAAGGCCAACCACAGGCUUUGCAGCUGACUGUACCAGCUUCUACUGGUGUUACUACUACGCUUGGAACCUUAUCUCGCCGCAGUUUUCACUGGUCACAUGCCCUUAUUGCAGUUGGAUUACUGGCUGCUUCAGGUGCUGGUACAGUUAUAGUAAUUAAGAAUUCUAUUCUCCCUCGGUUAAAAUCCUGGAUACGCAAUGUUGUCCUAGAAGAGGGUCAUGAUCAAUCAAAGAGAACAGGCUCAAAACCAACAUUGGCAGAAGAAGCUGCACAGGCUGCAAAAGCAGCUGCAGUCGCAGCUGCUGAUAUUGCAAAAGCAAGCCAAGAAUUACUGAGUUCAAAAAUUGAAGAGAAGAGAUAUUUUGUAGAAGUUGUGAACCUUUUGGAUAAGCAAGUGCAGGAAAUGAAGUUGAUGACUAAUGCAAUAGGAAGAUUGGAAGCUUCUGGUGGACUCUCUGUCUCAAAGCAAGAAGACCGCUUAGUCACUCAAACAGGUUCAAAGAAACAGCAACUGAUCGUGAAUGGGAAGUCAGACUAUGAGUCCCGAUCAGUGAGAUCUUCAUCCCCUCCUGUAUCUGUUGAACCAUCUAGUGCUCCUCAUCCUAAAUCAUAUAUGGAGAUAAUGGCCAUGAUCCAACGAGGGGAGAAGCCUUCUAACAUUAGGGAAAUUGAUGAUUCAGCCCCCAACCCUUAUCAGCAACCAUCAAAUCCUCGCUUAGCACCUAGAGCCAAGCCUUGGGAGGUUAGUCAGGUGCAAAACACCUCAACCCAAGUCCUUCCGUAUCAAGUAAAUGGCAAGAUCCAAGAUAAUGGUGACAACACAGUACCCUGGUGGCAAACAAAGAACGUCAGAAUCAAAGAGAUCGAUAAUGAAAUUGAGUAUAAUGGAGCACCUGCUGCAUCCAGUCCGCAGCCAGUCCAACGAGCGUGGGUUCCUCCUCAGCCUCCUCCUAUAGCAAUGCCAGAGGCUGCAGAAGCGAUCAGACGCCCAAAGCAGGUAGUCCAAAAGGAAGUGACACUGGAUGAUCAGUCAGCAGCUCAUUCUUCAGACCUCACUAAUGGAUCCAAAUCCGAAGAUGCAAUAGAAGGCAACGUUGUCAACUCACUUGUCAGCUCUGGUGAGAUCCAAAACCAUGAAGUUGGUUACGAAGAGAAAUGAAGGUAGAUCUUUGUACUUGAUCAUCUUGAUUCCUCAUAACAAUACAUGAAGUUGGAAAUAGAACUUGAAUUUGUCUCAAGUUCUGAAAUAGCUUGAUCUGGUUCAACUCUUAUUUCUUUGUUAUGUGUUCUGUUAUAUGAAGGUUGAGUCUUGCGUACACCAAAGCAUGAAAUGUCGAAAUGUUAAUAGUCGGUGGUUACCGUGUUUUCUUCCUAAAUACUGUUUCACUUUAUAGAAGCAACACCACUUGUUCAUUGACCAAAAUAUUACCUUUGGAUAGUGUCGUGAUUAGAAGACUCUUUUUAACAA
Glycine soja is the source of this 1949-nucleotide messenger RNA. Its product is annotated as peroxisomal membrane protein PEX14-like. The transcript is spliced from 12 exons. The coding region runs from base 129 to 1640 and encodes 503 amino acids. NCBI's taxonomy places the organism in Eukaryota, Viridiplantae, Streptophyta, Magnoliopsida, Fabales, Fabaceae. Gene Ontology annotation, cellular component: peroxisomal importomer complex; peroxisomal membrane. Gene Ontology annotation, molecular function: signaling receptor binding. The record is from RefSeq and is a predicted model, not a curated record. Gene Ontology annotation, biological process: protein import into peroxisome matrix, docking.